Molecule: messenger RNA, 1101 nt
Organism: Striga hermonthica
Lineage: Eukaryota; Viridiplantae; Streptophyta; Magnoliopsida; Lamiales; Orobanchaceae
Source: the annotation of a GenBank genome assembly
AUGCGAGUCCUUCUCCGUGCAUUGACACAGCUUUCCAUCAAACCCUUAAAGUUACACAGGCUCAGCCCUUUUCCUGCUAUCCAGAGAUCCUUUUCGACUCAGGAUGAAGGCGGAAAAAAGGAGUCCGAUUGGACAGCCCAUUUUGGUGGAACCGGGUCGUCAGGCACUGAUGGGCUUGGAUGGGAUGUGGGCCCCUCAUCGUGGUCCACUGGGCUGACGAAGGAACACUUUGAUGGUGAAGUAGUUGGGCAGCAGGUGAGUGCGGGUUCGGGCCAGAGAAAUCCCGGUACAGGUGGUGCGGGUGGGCCCAAGGAUGGGUGGUAUUCUAAUGCAAGGUGGACUGAUGAGGAAGUCAAGAGAAUGAACAAAUUGGAGGCUGCAAAUCGUGAGGGGAAGGCUUUCGUAGAUAGCUGGGAUGAUAGAAUGGAUGAAAUGACUGUGUUGAUGAAGCAGGUGAGGGAGCCUGGAGCCAGGGGAUCAUACUUGAAAGAUUCAGAGAAAGCAGAGAUGUACAAGAAGCACAAAGAGAAUCCGGAAGUGUACACAGUGGAAAGGCUGGCAAAGGAAUACAGGAUCAUGAGGCAGCGAGUGCACGCGAUUUUAUGGCUGAAGGAGGAUGAGGAGGAGGUGGAGAAGAAACUCGGUCACCCAUUGGAUGACUCUGUCGAGCAAUUACUCGAUACAUGUCCCGAGUUUUUUAACUCCCAUGAUAGAGAAUUCCACGUAGCAGCCCUGCCGUAUAAACCGGAUUUCAAGGUCAUGCCUGAGGGUUGGGAUGGCACCACACGGGACCCAGAUGAGGUGCACUAUGAGAUCUCAAUGAAGGAAGAUGAAAUGCUGUACCAAGAAUUUGUUCAGAGGAUGAACUUUAACAAGAUGAAGAUGGCGAAGAAAGUGAAAUGCCACAAGUACAGCCGAAAGCGUCCAGACGAAGGCUGGAAUUUCACGGUUGAGAAACUCGGUAAGCAGGCUAAGCGUGGUAAUGGGGGUGGGUGGAAGUUUGUGAGUGAAGCCGAUGGCUCGACCCGACCUCUGAACGAGUUUGAAAAAAUGUUUGUCAAGAGAGAGACACCCCGCAGGCGAAAGAAAAUCCUCCCCUGA